Messenger RNA from Sceloporus undulatus (fence lizard), 862 nucleotides. RefSeq names its product mitochondrial ribosomal protein S18A (gene MRPS18A). The coding region runs from base 43 to 624 and encodes 193 amino acids. Gene Ontology annotation, biological process: mitochondrial translation. Lineage: Eukaryota; Metazoa; Chordata; Lepidosauria; Squamata; Phrynosomatidae. Gene Ontology annotation, cellular component: ribosome; mitochondrial small ribosomal subunit. Gene Ontology annotation, molecular function: structural constituent of ribosome; small ribosomal subunit rRNA binding. The record is from RefSeq and is a predicted model, not a curated record. The transcript is spliced from 6 exons.
UAGGAGCGGAGAAAGGGGGAGCGCCGGGUAGGGAACGACAAAAUGGCGGCUUCCAGGUCUCUGUUCUUCUCUGGCUGGAGGCAGUUGGUGUCAGGCUUGUUUGGGGGCGGCUGGGCCAGGAUCUCCUCCCGCGGGCUCCGGCAGGUUGUAGAAAUUACGGAAGGGAACACAACUGUUAUUGAAGGCAAAGUUCUGGAAGUUGUGGAAGCUCCAACUCCUCCAAAUCCUUCUGGGCAAUGUCCUAUCUGUCGCUGGAAUCUGAAGCACAAAUAUAAUUAUGAAGAUGUCUUACUGCUGAGUCAGUUCAUACGCUCUGAUGGAGGGAUGCUGCCACGGAGGAUCACAGGCCUUUGUUUAGUAGAGCAUAAGAAGAUUGCAGUGUGUGUACAAAUGGCUCAUCGAGCAGGUUUGCUGCCAAAUCAUAGGCCUAACCUUCCAGAAGGUUUUGUUCCAAAAAACAAGAAACCAAUUCUCAACAGGUACCUUACCCGGUAUUCUAUCAACUCUGUCAAGCCCAUCUACAACAAAGGGCGAAAGUGGUGCAAGGUUCCCAUGCCUAUAUCACAUCCCAUUCUCAGAGACAAUGUUAAUUAUGGAUCAAAGCCUCUUCGUUUUAACCACUAAAGUAAAAUGGAGCUGUGUUUGCACUAAGUUGCAACUUUCAGACCAGCAUGGCCUGUUCCAGAAUUUAUCCACUGUGUCAGUAAUUUUUAUGUUCUUUACAGUCUAAAAGAGGCAAAGGAUGUUUUGGUUUGUUGCUGGAAGCAUACAGGAAUUACCUAUUAGUGAAGGUACAGUUUACUGAUAGCUUCAUGAUAAUUUAUUUUGUACUAAAAUCCAAUAAACUCUUGCAAUAAACUCA